Molecule: messenger RNA, 2233 nt
Organism: Eutrema salsugineum
Lineage: Eukaryota; Viridiplantae; Streptophyta; Magnoliopsida; Brassicales; Brassicaceae
Product: protein PLASTID MOVEMENT IMPAIRED 2
Exons: 2
Coding region: 211-2073 (620 amino acids)
Source: RefSeq, a predicted model, not a curated record
AAGUUCAACGCAGAAACUCAAUUCUGAACUAGAAAUUUCUUGGUCUAUUUUGAAUCACUCACUCUGUAUCUGUAAUUCUUAUUUUCUAAGGAAAGAUUGAAUUUUGUUUGCCAGUUUUAGGGUUUUUGUUUUUCUGGGUAUGUCUUCGAGUUUGAGAUUCUUUGUCUGAAUUCUUCUAUGUUUCAGUAGAAACACAAAAGGAACAGAUCAAUGGCCGAAGAGAAUUUAGGCGGAGAAAGAAAAAUCGGAUCAGUGAAAGCCGCCAUUAACAUGUACGGACAAAAAGCUACUCGAAGCGUCUUUCCUCAGCUUGAUUUGCCGGUCGUUAAGUCUUCUUCUCCUUCGGUUGCUGAGGACUUGCAUAAGUCAGGGAGAGAGCUUGGAAUGUACAGAGAGAGCAGAAGAGCUUCUGAGUCUGCAAAGGCAAAAGCAGAAGCUGAACUCUUCAAGGCCAAGAAGACGGUGCAGGAGCUCACUUUACUGAUACAGGAGUCAAAUCGCAGAUUAAAGUCCCAGAAAAUCGAUGUUGAAGCUGUGAAGAAGUUAAAGAUCGAUGGGAAUGAUCAGUACGCUCAAAUCAUGAGAGAAUUAGAGGAUGUGAAGCAAGAGCUGAGUAAGCUGAAGCUUGAUGUAGCAUAUGUUUCGAGAGAGAAAGCUGCUGCGGAGAAGGAAGUGAUAGAGUUAGGGAUUAGAACGGAAGAGAAUCUGAAGUUGUUAGAGAGUCUAAAGUUAGAGGUCGAUGUAGCGAACGAAGAACAUGUUUUAGUUGAAUUAGCGAAGAUCGAGGCCUUGAAGGAACGUAAAGAGGUCGAAGAGGAGAGAGAGAAGGAAAGGAAGGAAGUGUUUGAUUCAUUGGAGGAAAGGAGAAAGAGAAUAAGAGAAAUGGUGAGAGAGAUUGAGAAAUCAAAGGAGACUGAGAAUGUGUUAUCUGAGACUUUAUCAGAUAUAGAGAUGUUAGAAACUCAGUUAAAGCUUGUUAAGGACAUGGAGAGGAAAGUUCAGAGGAAUGACAGUAUGUCGAGAUCGAAAAAUCGUUUUUUCGAAAGAGGAAAAGAUAAUUUGUCGGUUUUGAAAGAAGUUACUGAAGCAACAGAAGCGAAGAAAGAGGAGCUAGGUUGUAUUAACGCAGAGAUCUUUUGUCUCGUUAAUAUAAUGGAUGCGUUGAGGCAAGAACUUGAAGAAACCAAACAAGAAACAGAGCGGUUUAAUAAGAUGAUACAAAAGGAUGAUGUGGUGAUUGAGAAACUCAACGCGAAGCUGCUUAUGGCGAAAGGUAGAUUAGAAGCAGUAUCUGCAGCUGAAGAAAGAAUCAGCUCACUCGCUGACAAUUUAACUUGUUCGUUCGAGAAACUAAAGAACGAUAAAGAAGCUGCAAAGAAAGAGGAGCUUAACCUUAAAGAAGAAGCAAGAGUCAUCAAGAGUGAGAUAGAGAAAACAGAAAUGGGAUUUAGCGGGAAGGAGAAAGAGUUGCUUUCCAAGUUAGAUGAGCUUGAGAAAGUGAAGCAAUCAGAGGCUUUAGCCCUCGAGAAGCUUGAAUCAAUGGUUGAGAAAACAAUGGAAACACGAGAAAUGAAUUCGCUGCGAUGUUCAACCAUCACAAUCUCAAGAUUUGAGUAUGAGUAUUUGAGUGGACAAGCUUGUCACGCUGAAGAAACCGCAGAGAAGAAAGUGGAAGCGGCAUUGGCGUGGGUGGAAGCACUCAAGGCAAGCACUAAGGAGAUUUUGAUAAAGACGGAAACUUUGAAGAGAGAGAGUGGGAAAACAAUAGUGGAAGAAGAGAGGGAAUCGUUUAGGAUGCAGAGGUCGCUAUCGAUAAAAAGACUGGUCCAGAACGAGAUUCAGAAGUUCAAGGAGAGUUCAGAAGACAACAAAAGCUUGAUUUCUCCUAAACCGGUAAGAAAAUCGAUGAGGCUGAGCGGGAAAUUCACUCCGGUUCAUGGAGGUAAGGCGAGAAGAUACUCAUCGGGAAACAGAGGGACUCCCAAUUACUUUGUAAUCAAGAAGAAGAAGAAAGUUCCGAACUUGGUCAAAUUUUUUAGCCGGAAAAGAGAUAAGAGCUCUUUAGAACAAUGAGAAGUUAGUUAUCUUGUUGUAGUGACGACUGAGUUUUUUGCUUGCGUUUUAAGUUUCAGUGUUUCACAUUGUUGUAAUUUGUGAUUGGUUUAUUUGUUUUACGUCUUGAUGUAUUUAUGUAUACUUAAGUGUAUAUUAAUCAUGAUAAAAAAAAAAAUCC